Messenger RNA from Podospora pseudopauciseta, 1445 nucleotides. RefSeq lists its product as uncharacterized. NCBI's taxonomy places the organism in Eukaryota, Fungi, Ascomycota, Sordariomycetes, Sordariales, Podosporaceae. Bases 1 to 984 code for a protein of 327 amino acids. The record is from RefSeq and is a predicted model, not a curated record. Gene Ontology annotation, molecular function: 1-acylglycerol-3-phosphate O-acyltransferase activity. The transcript has 3 exons. Gene Ontology annotation, cellular component: endomembrane system.
AUGACCUGCCUCACCAACCUCUUCCCCCAUCCCCUCCGUGGCCUCCUCCUCGUCACCCCCUUCCUCCUCUCCACCGGCCUCGCCAACCUAACCCUGUUCCUGCUCCCCUUCGCCAAACUCCUCCUCCCCUCCUCCUUAAUCCACACCCUCUGCUCCCUCAUCGCCGGCACGCUAGUCUACCGCUUCGUCCAGCACAUCUUCACUGCGAUCAACAGCGCCGAAAUCACCUUUUCCGGCGACACCCCCUUGCCAAACGAGUCCGCCAUCGUCAUAGCAAACCACGUCGCCUGGUCAGACUUUUACCUUGUCCAAGCUGCUGCUGAUAAAGCAAACAUGGGAGGCCACACGAGAUAUUUUGCAAAGGCGGGGUUGAAGUGGGGAUUAUGGGGGAUGGGUAUGCCUAUUGUUACGAGGGAGUGGACGAGGGAUAAGAGGGAGUUGGAGAGGGUUUUCAGGGGGGUGAAGGAAGAAGGGUGGAAGACUUGGCUGGUAUCCUUUUCGGAAGGGUCACGGUUUACACCGGAGAAAUACCUCCAGUCGCGGCUCUGGUGCAGGCAGAAUAGCAAACCCCAACCGGAGUAUCUGCUCUAUCCGAGGACGAGGGGAUUUAUUGCUACGGUGCAGCAUUUGAGGAAGGCGCCGCAUGUCAAGGCGGUGUAUGAUUUGACGUUGGCGUAUCAGUGUGGGGAGGAGUUUCAAAAGGCGCCGACGAUGUGGGAGACGAUUGCAGUCCCGAAAUUGAGUCUGACUAGGGAGCAAGGGGGGGUGGGGUAUCGAUUUCAUGUACAUGUGAGGAGGUUCCCCAUUGAGGAGUUGCCGGGGGAUGCGGCCGGGCUGGCGAAGUGGUUGGAGCAGAGGUGGGUGGAGAAGGGGAGGUGGCUUGAGGCGAGGAGGUUGAGGUGGGCGAGUGUGGAUGUGCUGAGGAAGACUGACGGGAUUUUUGGGGGGAUGGGGAGGGUGGUGGAUGAGGACUCUCGAACGUGAGCGUGGGGAAUUCUUGACUGUCCUGGAUUAUUGAAGGUGUUGGUUCACUUUUGAUUGGUGUAGCCUACAAGCUGUAUCAUCACAACCAUUGCUAUCAGUUUGCAAGAUGGACUGAGGCCAGCUAUGAGAUGAGCAUGUGAAUGUGGUGAAUGUGAUGAUGGGGUGACUUGGGGUUCAACGAAGGUAUGCUGUGGUACAGUACGUUAUUGAUCAUGACGCCCCCAACUGCGAGCCCAACGUCCUUGAGCGGGGAAAACUGUCCGGUGAGCUAUGCAAUGGGAGAUGUGAUAUGUCUUUUUGGAUGGCAUUAGGGCCCCUAGAGACCGUUGUGAUCCAGCAACUCCCGGGAAACCUUUCCGUCUUGUGGUGGUCUGAAGCCUGACUACCGUGAGUCCAUGGCUUUUCAUUUGCCAGGACACGAAGCUGAAGCCAUCGUCAAAUGGGGAAGCCCAAAGUUUACA